AUGUUAAUUUGGGUAUUUCUAGCUGGAACAGUUCUAGUAUCUGGAACAUUUGAAAACAUUCAAGAGCUCCCUGACUAUCAAAAAUUGAGCCAAAAUCCAUAUGGAAGUAAAAUUCUUAGCACGAUUUCUUUACAGCUCUCAUCUGACAAACCACCGGAAGAAGUAAUCCUUCUUCUUGAGGAAAUUUCAAACAAAUUGCUAGAUGAACAGCGAAAAGACGAUCAGCUUAAUGUCACACGAGCUGCUGAAUGCAAAGCUGAAAUCGAGUUUUUAGAUAGACCAAUUGAAGUCAUGCAUAGUGAAAUUGAAAGAGCUAACCCCCCCGCAAUCAAGCAAAAACAUUGAAAAAAUCCCUAUUUUUCGCCCAAAAACCCCACCCUCUGUGAGCGAACAAAAUUUUUUAAGAAAUUAUUUUGAUAUACAAGUAAUAAUUAUUAUCAUGAAAUCUCUAGUUAAUUUUGUUUAAUUUCAAACAUCUUGCAUUUUAUUACAAAUUUUGAAAAAAAUUAUGAUAAAAUGUAUAUAUAAUUUUUUAAAACAUUAACCCCUUGAGUGAGUGAAUAAUAUUUUUGAUCGCUCAUAAAGGCAAUAAAGGCAGGGAGUAAGCAGAUUGAAGCAGAAAGGGAACCACUUUUCAAUUCAACAAUAGAAAAAAGGAAUGCAAAAGACCAAGAAAUCCGGUUUUUUGAAGGUGAAAUAAUGAGCUUGGAUAGAAAUUCCAAAAUUGAUGCAGAGAAGCUGCAAAAGAAAUAUCAAGAGCACGAAGAAGCUUUAAGCGCAAUAGAUAGCUCACUAGAGUAUAUGCAAAAGGUAUACACAGAUCAAGAGUCUCAAUCAGUGAAAUCUAAUCACCCACAUAUGGAAAUAAUUCCACUUGAUGUACUGUUAGAGGUUUCGGAAAACCAAGAUAGUAUUGUAAAACUUAUUGAUAUCAUGACUGACAUCAGAAAAGACUAUCAAGCAUCCUUAAAGUCACUCAUAGAUAGAAAAUUGGAAGGAGAAAAGGACUAUAAAGAGCUAAAAGACUCUAUAAGUUCCGUAAUUUCUGAUUUAAAAGAAAUAAGGGAAAGCUUAGAUAAGCAUUCCUUAGAGUUGUCUGAUGAUUUAGAAGAGUCAAGACGCAUGCAAAGAGAAGCGAGAGAAGAGUGCGGAUCUAUGGAAAGGGCCAGAGAUGAUAAAGUUACUGAAUGCGAAGCUUGGUCAAAUCAAUAUAUCAACGAAAAAGAUAAGAGAAGUGAAGAACUACAGAUUAUCAGAGAAAUACAAAAAUUAUAUAGCGUUUAA
Molecule: messenger RNA, 1284 nt
Organism: Blepharisma stoltei
Lineage: Eukaryota; Ciliophora; Heterotrichea; Heterotrichida; Blepharismidae
Source: the annotation of a GenBank genome assembly